Molecule: messenger RNA, 1710 nt
Organism: Cryptococcus amylolentus CBS 6039
Lineage: Eukaryota; Fungi; Basidiomycota; Tremellomycetes; Tremellales; Cryptococcaceae
Exons: 3
Coding region: 256-909 (217 amino acids)
Source: RefSeq, a predicted model, not a curated record
CCAGCAAGCCCCGUUGGACUCCGUUGGACAAAAGGCAGGGCCAUGUGCGGCAUCCAGGGCUGUGCACGCCCCCUCCUGCCCCUCCGCUCCUAGUUCCCACCCACCCCCUCUCUGUUUUUCAGAUCCCUUUGUCUACUCAAUCUCAUCUCCAUCUAUCACUUCAUCAACACACAAGUUCUUCAAGAGGGUAUAGACUCAAGAUACGGCACGUAGAAGAGCACGACACCCCCCGACGACACACCGACACCCCCCAUCAUGUCCUCCUCGACCACUGCUUCGGCUUCAAACACCAACUCUGCCUCUCACAGCAAGACCGCCUCUGGCUCUGGCAGCGCCUCCAACUCUGCCUCCACCGCCGCGACCUCGUCCGUCUCCAUCCCCCAGACAGCGGCCAACGGCGGUGUCACCGUGACCCAGCCCCCGAGCUCUGCAAGCGCGAGUUACUACAAGAUCGCCGAGGAUAGCUGGGUCACUUUUGGCUGGAACUUUACUAGUCUCUACGUCACACCCACCUCCCUCACAGUCAUCGCCUCCUGCUCCGCCAACGGCUACACCUACUCCGUCGGCCCCACCACCUCCCCCUACAACGUCUACCCGGGCAACACCACCCAGAUCGAGUGGAACCCGUGGCAAUGGGAGCAGAACCCGACGCAGGUGGCGUUUGCGGAGGCGACGUAUGUGCUCAAGAUCUGGGAUGAGCGGGGGGAGGACGCGGGCGAGACGGCGGGGUAUAUGAGUCCGUAUUCGGGGACGGAUUUUAUGAUGUAUAGGCCCGCGGGGUAUACGAGUAUUGCUGACGGAUGGGAAUACUCGAACGCAUUCCAUACACUCACCCAGCCAGCGCAUCUCGCGAUGCUCUGCACACUGCUCAUCACGCUCCUCUCGGCUUGGGGUAUCCUCCGGCGAUAGAUAGACCUUGGGGCUUUUCUUGCGGUGUCUUUUUCGGGUUGGGGCUGUCGAGGGUGAAGAAGGGUGGACGUAAUGGAGGUUCAUCGAAGCGAAGUGGUACGAGGAAGCUCGGGUAGAUCGAGGUGAGGGGGAGGAUAAGAGUGACGCGUGGAACGUCUUAGGUCGGGUUUGGCGUGGGAGACGAGGCUGGACUGUUCUUCUUCUUCACGGACCUUUUGUUCUGUUUCUGUUUCGGUUUUCUGUCUGUCUACAGCUUUCCUCCCAGCAUUCAUGUUUUAUACGAUAAUCUUACGACCCCCCUUUCUGGUACGCAUGUGCAUAACGCGACACAGUCUCCGGCUUAUGGACAUCAUGUUGAACUUUUGGUUUUGGUUUGAUGAGAUUAUGGAUUUGUGUAACGACAACUGGCGAACUCUAUCUUGCCCCCAACAUUGAUUGUCUGGAAUGAUGGCCUAUAACGGCUGUGACGAGGGGUUGCUUUGGGACCAUGGACGUAUACUCGAGUACUCUAGAGUAAAGUACUCUCGUAGUGCUAAUCAGACCUCCCUUCAUAUUUCAGCCCUUCAUGGAUAUCUCGCCGUUGCACGCGCGCACCCCGUCUGAGCGCCUUGUCUUGCACGAUGAUCGCAUUUGCCCAUGCAACGCAAGAUAUAUGUCGCACACUCCUGCCCGCGCAUGGACAGUGCCACACAGCUCUACAGCUUGGCGGGAAAGUGUGGCGUCUUGCGUGUGUGCGUGUUUUUGUCACGACCUAGCUGGGACGCAGCAGGGAGGUGACUGGAAAAGGUGCUUUUGGAGGGG